AUGACUGCAACACUUGUAAAUAAUGCUCCUAUUCCUCCUGCUCCUUCUGUAUCUGCAGUUCCCUCUCCCUCCACUUCUACUUCAACACUUCCUCCUUCAGCAAAGAAAAAGAACACCAAUUUUGUCAAUCUUCAUGAGCCAGGUGUUGUCAUUCCUCCAAAACUAAACUCUAUUUAUUCUAGGUUAAACUAUGAGAAACCUAAAGUGGAGACCCAAAAGGUCGUCAAAACAAUCAAACAAUCAACUAUUGUUAAGAAUACUACAUUGGAUGAAAAUCUCAUACUUUUGGAUAAUGUCAUAAUGCAGAGCAAUAUGGAUUCUGAUGUUUUUCAUCCUGGCGAUCCAUCCUUCUUACUCAAAUAUGACUCUCUUAAAUAUGAAGUUAAAAAUCCGAAUCCAUCCCUCUUAUUCAACAAACCAAUCAAGACCAAUUUUGACAAGGCACUCAAUAUGACCAUCUCAUUUACCAAUACAUUAAUGCUGUCAGUGAAACCAGAAGAUAAGGAAGAUGGAAAAAAGGGAGGUCUCACCCUCAUGACAAAUACUCCUAAUACUACUCCUCACACAACACAUAUUGUGAAUGGACCAGUCCUUACAGUACAAGCUCCUCUCGUAUAUUUGUUUUUGAAGACUGAAUCUCCUAUUUAUGAUUCUGGAUCAUGUAGGUAUGGAUUUAUGGAAGAUGGAAAGUGUUACCUUGUCCAUAGAUUGAGAGAAAUUUGCCUAAAGAUGAAAAGGCCUCAACAACAACCAACCACAAUCAAAAUGGUUGCUCGUACCAAGUCGGCAAGUGUGAGGGCUAAACAAUUAUUUGAACAAGAGCAAGCCUUAAAAAGACAGAUGCAAGAACAAGAGCAGAAUACUGAGGAGGAUGAUGGUGAUGGUGAUGAGAAUGAGAAGGAUGAAUCAGAUAAUAGUAGUGAUAAUAGUAGUAGUUUGAGUAGUUAUUCGAUUUCUUCUGAGGGGAGUUUGGAAGAAGUUUGUGCAAAGAGUUUGAUGGUUCUUAACAAACAAGAAGAUAAUAACAUUGCAAUAGUAGAAAUAACGGAUGAUGAAAAGAGUAGUAAUGGUAGUGGAAGCAGCAAUGGUGGCGUUGUGGAAAAUUCAAAAUCCAAUGAAACUACCACAUCAAAUUGUACUAAUCAGAAUUCCACUAUAAUUUCUGACAAUGAACAAGUAUUGAGAGAACCCAAAGUCAUUGAGGAUGAUGUAUUGAACACAUUGGUGGCAAUGAAACAUCAGCAGGAUCAACCUCAGGUGCAAUGCACGAUAACCAAUGUUGCAUCAUCACAACAAGAUGGUUCUGUAUCGUCACUGCCUGAGAAGAGGACAAUCGAAAAUGUUAAUGAACGGAUACAACCUUGUGACGAUACAACAACUCGGGAGCAUUCAAAUAUGAAAAAUACUGAAAUUGGAAAUACUCAACACCUUAAUCUUUCCUAUAAUCCUAAUCAUGCUGAGGCAAGAUCAACAACUGAUGUUUCAGACAAUACAACACAACAAUACUCCUCAUCUGUUGAUGGACAAUUACAAAUGCACACAACAGUCACUCCAUCAAUACAUACAACCCUGAAAAACAGUUCAUUACCUCAAACACAGCAGCAGCAGCUGCAACCAUCUCUUCCCCAAAUUUAUCAUCACAAAGAUGAUCAUCAAUACUCAUAUAGUACCUCAACAAUUUCAACAAUCGUUACUACAGCCAAUGCAUCUGUAACAAAGUCAGCAUCUACUGCAUAUCAUCAACACCAAUACACUGUAAACUCGAGUCCAUCAAACAAAACCACCUACCCAGAGUCUCACUACCUUAAUUCGUAUGGAUCCUCUGGUGGACCAAUACCAACAAUAACAACUAGACAUUCACCACCUCAAAGUCCUACCAUUAUUACUAAUAGUAUACCACCACAACAACCAUCAUCCUCAUCAUCACAUUAUAGUGGUAGUAGUAGCUCUGCAUUUUCAAGUCAAGUAUUCUCAUCACCUCCAAGAUAUGAUCCUUCUAUUAGUAAUAAUACUGUCCCACCUGCAUCUAUUCAUUCUACACCACCACCACCACCACAAAAGGUAUCUUCACAUAUCUAUGAUCAUGGUGUUUAUACCAAACACUAUCACCAACCUCCAAUGGUUUAUCAUUAUCAUCAACCUUAUCUUCCUCCAAUGUCUGUCCCUCCACCACCUCAUCAUCAUGUUCCUUAUAUGCAACCCUAUAUGACCAAUCCAAUGAUGAGCAUUCCUCCACACAAUCAAACAUCUUCGUAUAGUUCAAUUCCUCAACAAGAGCAAUAUUAUUAUCAACAGCAAACAAGCAGCAGUUCUAAACCACCAAUUCAAGGAUCUUAUCCUUCUUCUUCCACAACAACUUAUGUAAAUAGCUCACCACAUCAUCAACCAGCUCUAUCAAAUCAAAGUUCAAGUUCAAAAUCAACUAGUCCACAACCACUAACACCAUCGCAUGAAACUCUUGGAAAUUCAUCCAAUAAUAAUCAACCAAAAAACUCGUUUUUUCAAGAUAUUAUUCAAAUUCCAAAACCAAUGGAAUCUACCAAAAGAAAGCGAGAAUAUCUCAAAGAUAUUGUCUUGGAUACUGCAAAAUUAGGCCAAUUAGAAUAUGAAACCUUUGUGGCUGAACAACAACGAAGACAGGAAGGAGCUAUCACACCUAACAAGAAGAGUAAGCUUUUUAAUAUGGAUUUUAUGAAUACAGUCGAUCCAAAUAUCAUGAGAGACAAGAUUGAAAUUACAAAAAGAAAGGAAUUUUAUGCUGAUCCAGCUCCACCUAGAACAGAAUAUUUGGAAAUUUUGCAAGGUGUUCGAGCCAAUGCAGAAUACAAGUUUGGAGAUCCACUGCCUGAUCAUGUUGUCAAGGUAACAUUUGGUAGAUAUAGUGAAACUGCCAAGUCAGCUUCUGUUAGACUUUCAAUUUAUGGAAGAGGUCUUAGAGAUGAACCAAAAAAGAGGAAGUUUAUUCAAGCCAUUGCAAAUUUUGAGUUGGAGGUCAUUAAUGGAGCAGCAAAAGUCACCUUUUCAGAUCUUGCAGCAAGACAUGCUAGUCACAAAUUUGGGAAAAUGUUGUUUUUGAGAUUUGGAUUAUUGUGUGAUGGUGUAGAAGUUUCUUCAGUUGAAACUGAAGGUUUUACCACCAUCACCUUACGAGGUAUUCAAAAGAGACAACAACGACAGAAUAAAGAAGUCAAUCAAUAA
Molecule: messenger RNA, 3198 nt
Organism: Naegleria gruberi
Lineage: Eukaryota; Heterolobosea; Eutetramitea; Acrasida; Naegleriidae
Exons: 2
Coding region: 1-3198 (1065 amino acids)
Source: RefSeq, a predicted model, not a curated record